Klebsormidium nitens is the source of this 5789-nucleotide messenger RNA. The record is from the annotation of a GenBank genome assembly. NCBI's taxonomy places the organism in Eukaryota, Viridiplantae, Streptophyta, Klebsormidiophyceae, Klebsormidiales, Klebsormidiaceae.
CCGGGCGCAUGACAGCUGUCUCUUUUUUGGUGGAAGCGGGUCUCCACAACACCAGACCAUGGAGGAUACGGACUGGGCCGGCGAGGAGCCUGUUCAAGAUGUACCUGAUGACACCCCUCCUUCAGACACUGCAACCAGGUUCCAGGACUACGAGAGCCACAGCCCGACCCCUCAAACCCUCAGAAGCCCCCCAACUCCUCAGACCCCUGAAGCCCGAACCCCAGGUUCUGCAAGCCCCCUUGGCACUUUGAAUCAUUCUCCUGGGCCCCCGACUCCCCACUCUCCCCCCGGUGGACGUCAACUGGCAAAAGGGGGGGUGGACGAUGAAGGCCUGCUUUCAGGGGUAUGCCCAAUCUGCCUUCAGCCGGUGGACGGGGAAGCAUACCUGGACCCCUGUUUCCACCGCUUCUGCUUCAGCUGCAUCCUGCAGUGGUCCGAAAUGGGCGUCCGAAGCGGCGUCCCCCCCUUCUGUCCGGUCUGCAAGGGCCCCUUCUUCACGAUCAUCCAUGACUUCCGAGGGACGCAGUUCAAGCGGUACGAGGUUCUGGGGGGAACGAGCAGCGUCCGGUUCCAGCUGUCCGAGAAGCACGUGCUCCGACGUGCGGUGUACGAAAAGGGGGCGGAAGCGUCCGCACAGUAUAGGGCUUCUGGGGGGAAAGCAUUCGCCGGGGGUAAGAGAGGAGGAACGAGCAGGCGCUGGUUAAGAUGCUGGGUUAGGAGAGAGUUACAGGCGUUGUUGGAAGAAGAGGACGUCGAAAUGGUGGCGCUUCACAUUGUGGGGAGCGUCGAGUUGCUCGCGGAGCAACGGAGGCAGCGGCAGAAGUUUGGGAAGAACGCGAGACCACUGCUUGGGGGGGGCAGCGACAGCGAGGGGGGGUGCGAGGGGCUCGUGCGAAGGGUGUGCCGACCGCCCCCCCGGAAGGAGAAGAAGCUGGUGUUUGGGAAGACGAGCCUGGUGCUCUCGAAAGCGGGGCUGGCGCGGCGCAAGGCGCGGAAGGGAAUCAACGGGGCGGUGCGCGUAGCGCCGCUCCCUGAGAAGAAGACGAAGAAGCGGGGCAGUGUGACUUCGGAGAGUGGGAGAAGUGGACACCGAGUAGAGAAAGAGUCUGGGAGUGCGGAGAAAGAGGGCAAGCGAAAGCAGGAGUUGGCGGCGGAGAAAGUAAUGAGGUGGCUGGAGAACGGACAGGGACACCCAGGAGAGGGGUUGGGGCAAGAUACUGACCGGGCGGGUUUGGCAGACUCGGGCCAAGGGAGUGCGGAGCACCCCCCUGGAGUGGGUAGCGAUGGGGCGCAGGGUGUUUCGGAUGCUGGAGACGCCAGCGGGGCAGAGGCAGUAGGAGCGACUGAAGAGUUGGGAGGAAAGGCCCCGAAUGUGUCCGAAGGGGUGACAACAAUGUCGGUGCAGGGGCGGAAAGAUGAGGCAGAGGGCAUUGCGGGGCAAAAAGCAGGUGACGGUGGGGGGGUGGGAGGAAACGUGAACGGUGAAGGACUUGGAGGAGGUGGUCAAAUCAGGGAGGUCGAAGGGACCGCAGCCGGGGGCGGAACGCAGCUCAAAACGGAAGGGACCGGUAGCGAAGAAGAGGUUUCAAAAGAGAGGCCUGGGGGAACCGUGGAGGUGUUGACACCAGCAGAGGAGAGCCCACCGGCAGGCGGUGUGAAUGAGGAGACUCUGCAACCGGAAGCCGUUUCAGCCGAGGAUGAGGAGUGGCUCCGAGUCGUUGCGGCCGCAGCCCGCCCGUUCAUCUUCGAAAACGCGCACAUGUUCGCUACGGAGUUGCUGGCGUUUCUUAGCUCGGGGCUGGACAUCGCGAGCUACGACGUGGCCACUCUCCCGGCGCCACCUGGCGCAAGCCUAGUGGCCGCUGAAAGCGGGUCGGAUCUGCGGCAGGGGGGUGACGACGAACUGGGAGGCUUUGCGCAGAGAGCGGGUCACGAUGAGAGACCGUCGGAAGACAUUGCGUCUCUCAAGCGAGCAAUCGAGGAAGAGAACGAGGGGGAUUAUUAUGUGGAAGGGGGAUUGCGAGCGGAAAGACAGCGGAAGAAAAAGAAACGGGUCGAGUACGGGUCUCUCUGGACGGCGGCAAAAGAGGAUCUAGAUGCGUUGCCGAGGGCCGAUGAGGGGGGUGUUUUGGGUGCGGAACUGCCCCCCCAGAGAAAGGAAAAGCGGCGGAAGAAGAGGCGGGAGGAGGAGGGGGGAGAGGAAGGGCGGCCGAAGAAGCAGAGGCACAGCGACAAGGCAGAAGACGACAGCGACUUCGAGCGGCGGCAGCACCGCAAGCGGCGGCGGCGGCGCGACCGGCACAGGCGGCACCGCGCGGAGCGCUCCGACUCGGUCGACAAGAGCGACUCGAGCCUCGAGAAAGCGGUGCACGCGUACCGGAAAAAGCUGCGUCAGCGGAAGAAGGACGGGCGGCGGAUGAGCGACGGCCUGCCGCUGUCGAGCACGGACGACGAGGCGGAGGGCUGGGCGGAUUGGCGGCGGCGGAUGAAGAAGCUGUACCGCUUCUGCAAGACGGAGGUGGAAGAAGAGAGCGAGGAAAGUGAAUGGGGCGAGGGGGGGGUCAAGAGCCCACCGGCCAUCCGGGGUGGGGGGCUUUCUGAGGGGAAGGGAAGGGGGGGGGGAUGCGGGAGUGGGCGGCGAGAGAGGGGGGUUUCAGAGAGGGAGGUUUUGGAGCAGGGGCGAGGAGCAAGGAGAAGAGACGAUGGAACGCGGAGUGUGGAUGCAGAGUGGUUCGGGGAGUCGCAGAGAGAGAAGAGGAGAGAGAAAGGGACGGACCCGAGUUUGGAUGAAAGAUAUGAAGCGAGAAGCAAGCAGAUGGGUGUACCAGAUGACCGUCGGGGCGGGGUGGCGACAGGGUCGGACAGUUAUGGCAGGCGCGGGCCUGGUGACGUGGCGGCAGCGGAGAGCCGUCCCGGGAGGGGUCGCUUCGGUGACGUCAGCGAGCGUGGCGAUGACGUCAGCACGGCGGCUGGAGCGGGCGGUCUGCCACGGCGGGGGGGUUUGAAGCGCUCCUGGGGGGAACAGGACGAGGGGAGGGGGGCGGCGCAAGACGGGUCCGGCAAGAAGCAGGCCCGCGUGCGAUGGGAAGACGAGGAGUCUCUGGAGUGCCGUCGCCCCGAGACUGUUUUGCAGAAGGUGACGGCCAACGCAUCUGCAAAGGGUUCCGGCGUUCGAGAGAGCGAACGCUGGAACGGUGGAGAGCGGAAUGACGGGUACUGGGAGCGUUUUGUGAGGGUUGAGGAGGGCAGGGAAGAGGUGAGGGGAGGGGAGACGAGGCCGACUUUGGCGGAGCCGCGGCGAGGAUCAGCCGAAGGUGCGGGGGCGCGGAGAGUGGUGCAAAGUUUGAGCGACCUGGAGAGGGGACGCAAAGGGGGCGAGGAAGGCAGCCAUUAUGAGGGCAUCGCGGGGCAGGACGCAAACAACGGGGCCGCCGCCACCCCCUUAGAACGGGAGCUGGGCAUCGAGGAGCUGCAGGCAGAGCUCCAGGAGGUGGAGCUGCGGAAGCGCGCACUAGCCAGCCUCUCGCACUUCCUCAAAGCCAGAACCAAGGUGGGCACCGCGCCGAACUCCCCAGCCAGGGGGGCCAUUUCAACCGGACUUUCUCAGCGGGGGGGCGCAGGAGCGGAUGCAGUACAGGGGGGGCGUGCCGAGGCUAGUGGGCACCUUGGGGGGGGCGUGCGGGGACGGACGAAAGUUGCCGGGGGGGCAAAAGAUGUUGGGUUGGGGCGGGGGGGUGCUCUCGCUGGGAGCGGUGUGCAGUCGGUGGGGGGAGGAGUUGGGCGGGCAAAAGUUGCGGGGGGUCUAAAGGUGGGGGUGACGAGGAAAGUCACAGCGCCAGGGUCGGUAGCUGGAGCAGUGAUAGGACUGGGGAGGUGCACAAAUGCGAAGGGUGCGCCUAUGAGAAAGGUUGUGGGGACGGGCGUGUUGCAGCGGCCUUCGGUGAAAGCUGCGCAAGCUGCGGCAGCAAACUCGCCGAGCGGGCCUCGUUUGGCGGCACCACGAAUUGCGCAGCAGCUGUUGGCCAAGGGGGACGGGAGUCCCAUGCGAAAAACAGGGCCCUCGGUCAAGAAAACGCCGGCGACAGGGGGAAUCCUAAAGCAAGGGGAGGGGCUUCGGAGGCGGAUCUUCCUCGCUCCUCAGGGGGUAGGUGUUGCGAACAGGGGAGGCGGAGUGCAGCCUUCGGGCCAAAAAUGCGUUGUCGUUAGGACUGCAAAGGGUUCGGCGGCAGUAAAAUCCAGCGGACCGGUUCUAGUCAAGCGACCGCUCGUGCAACCGGAACCAACAAUUGGCGGGCAGCAGAAGCUGCCACCUGGCGGGCAGCAGAAGUUGCCACCUGGCAGACCUCAGAAGUCGGCACUGCCAGUCGAAAGGGGAAGCCAAGGGCCGCCAAUCCGCCCGGUUGUAAGCACGCCGGGAAGUUCUUCUGUGAGACGGACGGUUCUCGCAAAAGGUGCCGUCACAGGGAGCGGAAAGCGAAAGGCUCCGCCCGAGGCCGGUGAAGGGAUACCGGGCCAGGUCGGUGCAAACGUACCAGGACAGCCUGUCCAAAAAAGCGCCCCUGUCGGCAACCGGUUGGUUGCCCCGAGCUCGAAAACGCAAACGGUGGUUCCUGCCGGGUCCGGCAGAAACUUGCAAGGGCCGGCGCCUUCACCAGCCCGGUUGAACCCCCCGGGCACCAAAAGUGGGCCAACUGCGGCGACGACAAGGUCGGUACAAGCUAAACAGCUCCCAGACUUCCCUAGAAAAGCGGCCCAGUCAUUUGUGCCUGAUGUGAACAGCCGCCCGAAGGUGACGCCGCCCACUCUCGUCAAGCCACGUGUCGUCCAGGCCCCCAUGACGUCACCAACCAACCGUAGCCCGCCAGGUGUCCCAGCAAAGCUGCAAGGGGUGCGGCCGCAGGCGAAUCCCGAUGCGGGGCUGAAACCGACGGACGACCGAAAGCGUCCGAUUGUUGCGCCUGGUGCGAACGCCCAGAAACGGACGGUGACGAUUGCAGGUGCGGCGACUGCGCCGAAGAUACUGGUUUCCUCAUCAGCGGCGCGGAGCGUACCGGCAAAGCCCGGCGUUGUGGCAAACGCUCCCCUGAGAGCCCCGGCAAUUUCCGCCCGCAACCCCUUAGCCGCUCCACCUCGGAGUUUUGCACCGAGCCCCCCUUCCGGAUAUCCCGGGCAGUCGUACGGACUGAGUCGCCCCGGGAGCAACAAGUGGCAGCGGAGCCCCGGGGCGGCCCAGCCCAUGCAGUCCCCCGUGACAGUGCCCCGGAGCAAGAAUCUGCAGUGGGUGCGGAAAGACGCACAGCCGGGUACAGCGGUUGCAACGAAACCCGGGCUUGUUUCGAAGGCGAGCACUACUCCAAAUCCUCCCCCCGGGAAUAAGCUGCCGAGUUCCGCGACGGGGGGCGUUAGGAGGCCGGGGGUCGCAUCCGGGGUUGCGAAAGUCGGACGGAGCAUGGGGAAAGGAGAAGCGGGACGGAGGCAGGAUGGUGAUGUCCGGGGGCCCGUGUCGCUCGUGGGAAAUUGCGUCGACAAAAAGAUCAUAUUGGUUGAAUCGAAGAGAAGCGAAGAGGCGAAAGACUGUACAGCAGGCACGGAAAUCAAGCGUUAGAAUCUGAAGGAUUAACCCCAGGUGUUCAGUAAGUUGCUGCAAUCGCAUGAAUGCUGGCGCGCACAACAUUGAGUGGCAACAUGCUCAGCAGGACUGGAGAAGACCGACAUUCCAAGGCCUGCAACCACAGCUUCGCAAGCAACUUCGACUAUUGUGCCGUAAUGCUUGAUACCCAUGUUAACGG